Messenger RNA from Cucurbita pepo subsp. pepo (vegetable marrow), 614 nucleotides. Its product is annotated as histone H4. Gene Ontology annotation, cellular component: nucleosome. Lineage: Eukaryota; Viridiplantae; Streptophyta; Magnoliopsida; Cucurbitales; Cucurbitaceae. Gene Ontology annotation, molecular function: DNA binding; protein heterodimerization activity; structural constituent of chromatin. The record is from RefSeq and is a predicted model, not a curated record.
UUGUCAUUAGAUUCUCACAACAACAGAUUUCGAGUCUUUUUUCAUCAGAAAUUUCUCAAAAACUCUCAAAUCCUUAGAGGAAGCGGGAAAAGCAGCAAUGUCCGGCAGAGGCAAGGGAGGGAAGGGCCUUGGAAAAGGUGGAGCAAAGAGGCACCGUAAGGUUCUGAGGGACAACAUCCAAGGAAUCACGAAGCCGGCGAUUCGGCGGUUGGCCAGACGAGGCGGCGUAAAGCGAAUCAGUGGCUUGAUCUACGAAGAAACUCGCGGCGUUCUUAAGAUCUUCCUCGAGAAUGUCAUCCGCGACGCCGUGACCUACACUGAGCACGCUCGACGGAAGACCGUCACCGCUAUGGAUGUUGUGUACGCUCUCAAGAGGCAAGGUCGUACUCUCUACGGCUUUGGAGGUUAGGUAUUUUAGAACCUAGGGUUUAGAUUUGGGGGAUUUUAUGGUCAUGGUGGACUGUAUGUGGAAACUUUGUGCUGGUUCUGGAUAGAAAUUGUACAAUAUUGUUAGUUUUGUAUGUUUGUUUCAAUCAGUACUGUGCUAAUUGUUUCAAUCUGAAUUUGAAUAUCUGCUUUUGCUUAAUUCGAACCUGGUUUUCGAUUCUAAGUUC